UGAUAGCAUCCUUGGAAAAAAUAAUAAAUAAAUUCCAAAGCGAACUCGGAAACUGUGAACCAACUAUGAUAAAUUGAUAUACUAUAUUAUAAAUUCAUUUAUGAACUGUUAUGCAAUGCGCUUUUAAUUAAAAAAAGUGUACAUUUUAAUUGAACAACCAAUAAAUAUUUUAAUUAAAAUAAAUUGUGAUAUUCGCUUUAAUAAAUAUGGCCGAGAACAAUAACGAAAGUGAUAUUCGUGAAAAAGCGAAAGACAUCGAAACAGACACAGAUGGUCAUUCCAAUAGCACAGCUGUUGCUACCAUUGGCUCUCCGGAGGAUGCACCAGCGGACUUUGACAAGGCAAUUGUUGCCUCUGGCUUUGGACGCUUCAAUCUAAUCCUGUUGAUUGUCGCAAUUCCAGCAACAUGUGCCAAUAUGUUUGAAUCUACCACAAUGUCAUACAUUCUGCCCAUUGCGGAAUGUGAUCUUCACUUAACACUAACGGAUAAGGGAGUCCUGAAUGCCUGUGCAUAUGCCGGCAUGAUUAUUUCCGCUAUUCCCUGGGGAUAUUUGGCUGAUACAAAGGGUCGUCGCAAGGUGCUUGUCUGUGGUUACCUCCUAACCUGCAUCUGUGUCCUUGGCAGUGCGCUGAGUCAGAACUUUAUAAUGCUGGUAACUUUCAAGUUUCUAGGCGGUCUCAUGGUGAAUGGCCCUGCAGCUGUGCUCUUCACGUAUCUCACCGAAAUGCAUGGUCCCAAAUACAGAUCCCAUGUACUGAUGGUUGUUGGAAUGAUAACAUCCGCCUCCACUUUGUUGCUGCCUAUGCUGGCGUGGGGAAUCUUUCCCAGAGAUUGGGACUUUCUACUCUUUGGUAUUCUCGACAUUCACAGCUGGCAGAUCUUCUUGUUUGUCUGUGCAUUGCCCAGUUUAAUUAGUGGACUUGUGCUAUAUGCAAUGCCAGAGAGUCCCAGAUUUCUAAUGGGCCAGGGCCGAAAUACGGAGGCCUUGGAGAUGUUGCAAAGGAUCUAUCACAUUAACACGGGAAAGCCAAAGGACACCUAUCCAAUCAAAUCCCUUAUACUGGAGGUACCAAGUCGUGAUGCCCAGAAGGAUGAAGUUAUCUACACCAUCGAGGAGAAGGCAGCGGAUAAAACGGAGCCUGUCAAGCGUCCAAGUCGAAGUCUGUUGGAGAGUCUGCGAGCUGGAAUGCUUCAGAUGAAGCCCAUGUUCCAUAAGCCACUGCUGGGUCUGGCUAUACAUUGUUACACGAUGCAGUUCUGUAUAUUUCUGGGCAUGAACACCAUACGCCUCUGGCUACCUCAGCUGUUCGCCUCAAUGGCGGAAUAUGAGGCGCAGUAUGCCAAUGAAGGUGGCUCAGCAACCAUGUGCACAAUUCUCGAAUACAGUGUGAAUAAAACAGCCGAUACUCUAGCAAAUCAUGAGAACGUUUGCGCUGUGCCUAAAACAAUUUCAAUGGAUAUGUAUAUAAACAAUAUUAUCGUGUCGUUCUGUGGACUUUUGGGCUACUUUUUUGCCGGAGCGAUAAUUAAAUUAAUUGGCGCCAAACGUUUGUUAACUUAUGGUCUGCUCGUAUCUGGAGUCCUUGGCAUUGCGCUCUAUUGGUCUGUUAACAGCCUGUCCACUAUUGUAAUCUCUUCGGCCUUUGUUACUGUGUCGGGCGUUGCUGUUUCCUCCCUUCUGGGCGCAGUUGUUGCGCUCUUUCCCACACAAUUGCGAUCUCUUGUUGUGGCCAUUGCCAUGAUGUUUGGUCGUUUGGGAGCACUCUCUGGAAAUCUACUUUUUCCGAUAUUCAUACAGAUCGGAUGUGUUCCGCCCUUUGUGAUGGUCGCUUCAGUUAUGUUGCUUGCUGCCCUGCUUUCAAUUUUCGUACCCAAUCCCAAAAAGGCAGCUUUUACUUAAAAUAUUUAUCUUAUCUUACAUAAUUAUUCUAUAUAAUUUUUUUUGUAAUGACUGUUUAUAUUAGUGUUAUAUUACUCUAACUUAAGUUGUAAAAAGUAUUUGCUGACAAGCUUUUAGUUGUAGUGCUAUAAUUUUACUCGUAACUGUAACAUACAAAUGCAAGUACUUAAUAUAAAAUAAGUCCAGUUUAUUCAGAA
Drosophila innubila is the source of this 2098-nucleotide messenger RNA. Its product is annotated as synaptic vesicle glycoprotein 2B-like. Lineage: Eukaryota; Metazoa; Arthropoda; Insecta; Diptera; Drosophilidae. The transcript has 9 exons. Gene Ontology annotation, biological process: transmembrane transport. The record is from RefSeq and is a predicted model, not a curated record. The coding region runs from base 207 to 1901 and encodes 564 amino acids. Gene Ontology annotation, molecular function: transmembrane transporter activity.